GUUGCAACUCUUAUCAACUCUCAUCAACUCUUAUGACAGUUCCCAGGUUGUUAGUUCAAAAAAGAUGUAAUUUCCAAACUUUAAGGUUUCACGGGCUGUUUGGAGACCAGUGGACAAAAAUCGGCAGUUGCCUUGGUCGCAGUGGAAUGUCAGUCCUUCAUAAAUUCCUGGAACUACAGGGGACAAAUGGUAAGAAUUGUCAUAUCUUGCAGGACAUUUUUUAGGAAAUUACAACUGAUGAGGCUAAGUCUCAAUGAGGGCCCUUCCCCCACACAGUUACGCGUACAUAAAGACCAUGCUGUGCUGACUCUUAUAAGAUGGAAUGUCGAGAAUGUGAGAGGAUAUGAGAAAGCAGGCAAAUGCAGCUUUUUUAGUUCUUACUAAUGAUCAAAAGGGCCCAGCUCAUCUGAAAAUAUUACUUCACUGCUGGGGCAAGCAAAGGGCCUACCGGGGGGUAAAUGCCCCAGUAGUUAUAUAGUUAAAAAAUGCCCUGCUUGUAGGUUAUGACGGGGGCAACAGGUUGCCUUUUUUACAAAAACUACACUUCGAAAAUCAUGCGUUACUCACAUGAAUUGAAAUUGAGAAUUGUUUUCAAGCUCAAAUUUCAUUUUGAAAUUCCUCUCAGAAACGUAUUCCACCUUUAUGAAGAAAAGUCAAAAGGAAGCUUGCCAAAACAACAAAAGAAGCUGUCAUGUUGUUUUACAAUGCAUUUUAGUCUUUGGCGUCGUGCAAGGAAUAAAAUUGUUCCAAUAUUUAUGUUUUUCUACAGAGGGCUGCUGGUCAGAGGAAGAAAUUGGGCGUCUCGAUGCGAGCGUAAGAGCUUCGACAGGCACCGAAUUUGGGAGUCAAAUUUAUGGCGAUAUAAAUUGGAUUGAAGUAGCAGAUUUCGUUAUGACACGAACGUCUUAUCAAUGUCGGGCAAAAUGGUAAAGCAUGUAUAAUUUUGUUGUGAACUUGUGAUAAGGAGGAGAUUUUAGAACCGAUAGUGUUAUCCAGAAUAGAAAUUUUGCACAUGACGUCAUAGCCGCCAUGUUGGUGUUCCAAUUCAAAAGAAUUUUAAUUAGAUUCUUUUGUCUGGAUCACCAACAUGGCCGCCAUGGCUUUUGUUGAGUUGGUCCCUGGGGAAUGAGUGCCAACGCUCUAUAUAUAAAGUAAGUUUAGGUUUCCUUCUAUAGCCCUAGUACUGAACUAUUUUGGAGUGAUCUGAUACAGUUCAAUUGAAAUAUUUUAAGAUUUUUUUUAUUUAGGUUAAAAGAUGUAUGUUGGAAAACUGCCAAUGGGGAAAAGAACAUCAAAUGGAAUUCUGAAGAUGAUGUUAAACUAAUCGAAAGGUUAGUAUCGGCUCUGGGAAGAAUCGAACCUGCGAUUCCGGUGCAGCGCUCUAACCAACUGAGCUACAGAGGACAGCAUGCCUGUAGAAAGUAGGAAAUUAUGGAGCGACGCUACCUCCAAAGUCAACCCAAAAGAUACACUUGAGUAACUUGGGUAAUUCAAAACUGAGUUGAAAUAUGAAUUGUGAAGUUACUGGCUAACUCCAAAAAUCCGAUCCUCAGACCCUCGGGAUCUGAGACCAUGACAAGGGUCGCGGGGAAUGCGUUCGUUCCCCUCGACCCUUGUCAUGCUCUGUUGGCCGCAUGUAAGACGGGCUCCUAGCUCCAUUUGAAGACUGGCUACCUUCACAAAAAUAAAAUCUACAGGUGUGGAGGACAGUUGUUGAGCUCUAUAAACCACGAACUUGUGGUUAAGCUUGACAACUGGCCUCUGUAGCUCAGUUGGUUAGAGCUUGACAACUGGCCUCUGUAGCUCAGUUGGUUAGAGCUUGACAACUGGCCUCUGUAGCUCAGUUGGUUAGAGCUCGACAACUGGCCUCUGUAGCUCAGUUGGUUAGAGCUCGACAACUGGCCUCUGUAACUCAGUUGGUUAGAGCUCGACAACUGUCUCUCUGUAGCUCAGUUGGUUAGAGCUCGACAACUGUCUCUCUGUAGCUCAGUUGGUUAGAGCUUGACAACUGUCUCUCUGUAGCUCAGUUGGUUAGAGCUCGACAACUGUCUCUCUGUAGCUCAGUUGGUUAGAGCUCGACAACUGGACUCUGUAGCUCAGUUGGUUCGAGCUCGACAACUGGACUCUGUAGCUCAGUUGGUUAGAGCUCGACAACUGGACUCUGUAGCUCAGUUGGUUAGAGCUCGACAACUGUCUCUCUGUAGCUCAGUUGGUUAGAGCUUGACAACUGUCUCUCUGUAGCGCAGUUGGUUAGAGCUUGACAACUGGACUCUGUAGCUCAGUUGGUUAGAGCUUGACAACUGGACUCUGUAGCUCAGUUGGUUAGAGCUUGACAACUGGACUCUGUAGCUCAGUUGGUUAGAGCUUGACAACUGGACUCUGUAGCUCAGUUGGUUAGAUCACUGCAUCGUAAUCGCAGUGCCGCAGCUUCGAUUCCUGCCAGAGGGCCUACAUUUGAAUUUUUCGCAACUGCUCCUGGUUAGGUGUAAUAAAUGUAUAAAAAUUUUACUCGGAAAUUUCCAUAUUUUGCAGAUUGUAUGUCGCGAACGAGACAGACGAAAAUGACAUCAACUGGGUGCAGAUGACGAAAGAUCUUCCUAAGUAAGCUUGUAAAUAUGCAUGACGAAAAAAAAGUUUUUUUCAGAAUCGCACAACAGAGAAGACUUAUUUUGAUUCGUUUUUAGGACGCCAUCUGUUACGUGGUUACGGUCCAAAUGGACAACGUUAAAGAAAGCCGUUCCAAAUUACACCGAGUGUGAUUUUGAAGGUAAGGCAGCUUAACCGUUUACAUUUGCGAUAGACUGCACUUGACUUUAGUCUGUCUAGACGGAUCAUCCAUCCUUAUACGUUCUCAACCUGAAAUCGUACAUUUUACCGUAAAA
Molecule: messenger RNA, 2882 nt
Organism: Paramuricea clavata
Lineage: Eukaryota; Metazoa; Cnidaria; Anthozoa; Malacalcyonacea; Plexauridae
Source: the annotation of a GenBank genome assembly